AUGCUCCUCCUCGGCCGGUGCGUGCUGCUCAGCGCGUUAGCGUGGGGGCAGCAGCACCCCCCCCGCAGCGGGCCGAAGGCGCGGCGGUCCAAGGGGCGGCGCGGCGGCGCGCGCCGGCUCGAGGACGUGCCGACGGCCGUGCCGACGUUCGUCCCGACGCCCGUGCCGACCUCCAUUCCUUCGCCCAAACCCACGUUCGCGCCGAUGCCGGCCCCGACGAAAUUCCCGACGUCCGUGCCGACGCCCGUGCCGACGCCCUUGCCGACGCCGACGGCGUUUUCCCGCAAGCCGACCGGCAGCCCGACGUCCGCACCAUCUUCCGAGCCGACGCAGACCUUUCGGCCGACCGGGGUCCCGACGUCCACGCCGACGGCCGUGCCGACGCCCAUGCCGGCGUGCUGCGUCGAGCACCAAUUUAGCGCCACCGGCGAGGUGGAAAGCACGACGUGUAGCGGCAGCCGCUCGCCGUGGGACGCCGCCACCAUGACCGAGCUGUGUACGGCGGGCUAUUCGGAAGCCGGCGAUGUGGCGCCGCCCUUCCGCGAUUGCAGGCAGGAGGCGAUUGACUCGGGGAACUGCGGCACGAUCUCGUGCGUGGAGUGCGACGACGCCGGGGACUGGGCCGAGGACAAGUACUGGGCGAACGUCGGCUACGAAGCGUGCCCCGACUGGGUGGUCGACGCCAUGAACGCGGAGGCGGCCACCGGCGGCGCGUGCGCGGCUUGGGUCAGCGUCCGCGGCUACUGGCGCCGGGGUCCCGUGCCGACGUCCGUGCCGACGUCCGUGCCGACGGCGCAGCCCCAGGUCUCGGCCAAACCGACGCCCGUGCCGACAUCCAUGCCGACGACCUCCACGUGGGCGCCGACGACCUCCACGUGGGCGCCGACGGGCGAGCCGACUCUCGUCCCGACCCCGGUGCCGACGGCCUUGCCGACGGCCGUGCCGACGCCCGUGCCGGCGUGCUGCGUCGAGCACAAAUUUACCGAAACCGGGGAGGUGGAAGGCACGACGUGCUACGGCGGCCGCUCGCCGUGGGACUACUCAACGAUGGCCGACCUGUGUACGGCGGGCUAUUCGAAGUACGGCGCGGCGGCGCCGCCCUUCCGCGAUUGCAGGCAGGAGGCGAUUGACUCGGGGAACUGCGGCACGAUCUCGUGCGUGGAGUGCGACGACGCCGGGGACUGGGCCGAGGACAAGUACUGGGCGAACGUCGGCUACGAAGCGUGCCCCGACUGGGUGGUCGACGCCAUGAACGCGGAGGGGGCCACCGGCGGCCAGUGCGCGGCUUGGGUCCGCGGCUACUGGUAUCCCUCCGGUUCGUGCGGGCACCACGCCUGGGGCGCCGAUCGCGACGGAUACUCCAAGUGCGCCCGGCUGGGUAGAGAGCCCUAUCCCGAGGGCGACGCCGCCCUCCACGCGAUGGGGAACAACGCCGGGUUGUGCUGCCCGGAGUAUCCCUCCGGUUCGUGCGGGCACCACGCCUGGGGCGCCGAUCGCGACGGAUACUCCAAGUGCGCCUCGGCGGGGAGAGAACCCUAUCCCGAGGGCGACGCCGCCCUCCACGCGAUGGGGGACGACGCGGAGACGUGCUGCCCGGGCGAGGACUGGAGGUGGGCGAACGGCUGUCGCCAGGACUACUGCACGGACUGGGGUAACGACUGCUACGCCUCGAUGGACUGGGGCGAGCCGGUGACCUGCUCAAACGGCUACACUCCGUCGCCGCCGAGCCCGCCUGGGCACGACCCCGAGUACACGUGCUGCCCGAGCGCGACCAGCUGCGAGUACGUCGCCGGCCAGCCGUUCGUCCUCGUGGCGUUUGAGCCCGAUCCAGCCACCCAGGCAAUGUUGGGCCUGCCAGGCGGGGAGUUCUCGGUGGGCUUGAACGAUGCCGACAGAAGCUACCACCCCGAUGAGGGCGGAAACGUGCACAGCAACACCUUUUUCACGGUGCAAACUACGGAGGGCACGAAAAUGCUUCAUCGCAGCACGGACAACAACAUAGUUUUCCCGGACAUGCCGCCCGAGUGGACGACGGACGCGACGCGGCCGCCGCACAUCGAGGGGGAUGUCCUCAUCAACGUCGGUCUGCACGUGAACUGCCAAGAGUACGUGCACGGCUCCUUUGUGAAAGCGCUCGGGAAUGUGGGCUCCCCCGGGAGCUGGGUCGUCAACGAAGACGGGACAAUUUCGCCGCAUGAUGCCCCGCACCUCGUUCUUGGCUGGGGCGACUUCACCACGGCCGCUUGCUGGGACUGGUUCGUGGGCCCGGAACCGAACAACCUAGUCCUCAUGGACUCCGCGAUGGCGCUCGGUUGCGAGGCCGCGAGAGAGGCCGAUCCUGCUCAGAUGUGCGCGCCGGUCUUCCGCGCGAGAGGCGUCGACUGCGAUCACGCUGGCCACGACCAUGGCGGCGCCUGCGACGGCAUCCACCUCGAGGCCGGGGUGGGCGAGGUCUGCAACUGGGCGCACGGGGAGACGCACGGCUGCCCGGUCGUGAACACCCAGUUGUGGGACAGCGAGCUCUGGAGCUGCGACGAUCUCUGCGGCAGGGCUGGCGGGUGGUGCGAGCGCGCGGCGCACAUGAGCAACAAUCACUGCGGGUCGGACGUCCACGAGGAGUACGAGCUCUCGUGCGACCAGGGCAUUCGCGACAUCCGGACGUGGGGUGGUGAGCCGUCUCACACCUUGUGCUGGUGCCGGGUCGACGACACGGACCACUGGUGGCACUACUACCACGAAGACGACGACGACGACGACGACGGUGAUGGGGCCACGGAGCUCGUCAUGUCCGGCGGCCUCGUCGCGAUCGGACUUACGUUCACCGGUAUUAGCAUCGCUGCGAUCGCGAAUGCGUUCCAGGAACAAUGCGCAUUAGGACCGACGAUCAUCUUCGAGGCCGGCACCACCCACCCCUACUACAUCAGCCCCAACCUCUGCACCAUCGGCACGCACACGUACGCCUCCAAGAAGACCGUGCGCGACGCGUCGCCGCGCAAGGUCUGCCGCAAGUUCUGCGAGGCCGCGUCCGCCGCCGGGAAGCUGGCGCUCAAGCACGUCCAGGGCCUGACCUGCUACUGCAAGCGGCGGUAGCGCCCCUUUCUUUUUGCUUCCCCCCUCCUCCCCUUCGGUCGUCGACUCUGGAGUACUGGGCGCACGCGGGCUGCCCAGUGUCUUCGUGCGAUCAGUACUCGCGAACUACCAACUGAUUUCAAGGUGCGCAAAGAAUUCAACUAGUCAUAAGUUUCACAAAAU
Molecule: messenger RNA, 3252 nt
Organism: Pelagomonas calceolata
Lineage: Eukaryota; Pelagophyceae; Pelagomonadales; Pelagomonadaceae
Source: the annotation of a GenBank genome assembly